Molecule: messenger RNA, 1106 nt
Organism: Drosophila gunungcola (fruit fly)
Lineage: Eukaryota; Metazoa; Arthropoda; Insecta; Diptera; Drosophilidae
Gene: Mpc1
Product: mitochondrial pyruvate carrier 1
Exons: 4
Coding region: 318-641 (107 amino acids)
Biological process (GO): pyruvate import into mitochondria
Cellular component (GO): mitochondrial inner membrane
Source: RefSeq, a predicted model, not a curated record
CGAUAAGCCCGACGCAACUGCGACGCAGCAGAGCAAACUCGUUUCGCUUUUCGUUUCACACAUUUUUAUGUAACUUUCGGAGCGACAGGGCCGACACAUAAACAAAAAACAAAUCUUAGCUUGUGCAAUUAGUACCUUCUCCCAACUGCAACGCGGCCUGCAGCUCCAAAUUCAUAGUUUUCGAGAUCAAGGCUGUCCAGGCAGAGUAAACAAACAACAGCAACAACAACAGCUGACACAACAACAACAGCGAACAACCUGUGCGCGUCUGAUUAAUAUUCCGGGUUAGAUAUUUUCAAUUAGCAGUCGGUAGCAUCAUGUCGAUCAGGCGAACCAUGUCCACAACAUCCUCCAAAGAGUGGCGGGAUUACUUCAUGAGCACCCACUUCUGGGGACCGGUGGCCAACUGGGGAAUUCCGGUCGCUGCUCUCGCCGACACACAGAAGAGCCCCAAGUUCAUCUCCGGCAAAAUGACACUGGCUCUGACCCUCUAUUCGUGCAUCUUCAUGCGAUUCGCCUACAAGGUGCAGCCCCGUAACUGGCUGCUCUUCGCCUGCCACGCCACCAAUGCCACCGCCCAAUCGAUCCAGGGAAUGCGCUUCCUCCACUACAACUACGGGUCCAAGGAGCAGGAGGCGUAAAUUAUUCGCUGUUUUAAAGCCCACUUCCCCGAGAACGACGCGCGAUGCCACUUCAAAUGUUUACCCAACAGCAGCAGCUAGCGCAAUUUACUGCCACCACACGCAACAAUCCUCUAGCAAAUUGCACUGCCCCCGUAAAUUCAAAAGCAAGUGGUAAAGUAAUUGCCGUGAAUCACACCCGCACAAUUGGCUGAAUCUCGAAUCGCGAAGUUGUCGUGUCCCUGUCGUCGUUUUUUCUGGGGUCAUAUCCCAAUUCCAAUUGAGUCUAUUCGAAACCUGUUGCUUUGCUUAUUUAGUUAAUUCCGUUUGGCAAUUGAACAAAAUUUGAAGUUGGUGCAAUCCUUAGUUUACGAUCAUAGAGUAUGUUUACAAAAAUAUGAUUCAAAGUGUUAUAAGUAACAGAAAAAUCGAAUUUUGUCUGUAAUCUGUGACCGCAUCUGGCUGUAAUAAAAAUUAUACAUUGAA